CCCCUGGAGCGCCGCGCCCCCCUGGGACCCUUGCGCGCCCCAGGUCCCCAGCAUAACCUCGGGAUCCCCGUGCGCCCCGGAAUCCCGGUACUGCCCCAGGAACCCCGCGCGCCCCUGGACCGAGACGCAGCUCCGGGACCUCCGCGCGCCCCGGGACCCCCGCGCACUCUCAGAACCCCGGGGCUCGGCCAACGGAGCUGCGCGCCCUGGUGAGGGGGCCCCGCCCCAGAGGGUCCCCUUCUUCCAACAGGCGGAGCCCCGCCCCAGAGGGACCCCCAGGUUCGGCAGGGACAUCCAGCCACGCCCCACAGGGCUCCCAGCAUCCCGCGGCUGGAGCCCCGCGCUCCAGAGGAACCUCCGUGCUCAGCUGGGGACUCCCCGCCCCGGGGAGGGGGCGCCGCCCAGGAGGGUCCCCCGCGCCCCGCGGGCCCCGGCAGGAUGCACGCCGCCCUGGCGGGGCCGCUGCUCGCCGCCUUCCUCGCCACCGCCCGCGCCCGCCCGCAGCCCCCGGACGGAGGACAGUGCCGGCCGCCCGGAUCGCAGAGGGACCUGAACUCCUUCCUGUGGACCAUUCGGCGCGAACCCCCGGCCUACCUGUUUGGCACCAUCCACGUCCCUUACACCCGGGUCUGGGACUUCAUCCCAGAUAACUCCAAGGCGGCCUUCCAGGCCAGCGCCCGCGUCUACUUCGAGCUGGACCUGACGGACCCCUACACCAUCUCGGCACUGGCCAGCUGCCAGCUGCUGCCACACGGGGAGAACCUGCAGGACGUGCUGCCUCGCGAGCUCUACUGGCGCCUGAAGCGCCACCUGGACUAUGUGAAGCUGAUGAUGCCCUCGUGGAUGACGCCCGCACAGCGGGGCAAGGGGCUCUACGCCGACUACCUGUUCAACGCCAUCGCCGGCAACUGGGAGCGCAAGAGGCCCGUGUGGGUGAUGCUCAUGGUGAACUCACUCACGGAGACUGAUGUGCGCUCCCGAGGCGUGCCCGUGCUGGACCUCUACCUGGCCCAGCAGGCCGAGAAGAUGAGGAAGAGCACCGGGGCUGUGGAGCGGGUGGAGGAGCAGUGCCAUCCGCUCAACGGGCUCAACUUCUCCCAGGUGCUGUUUGCCCUGAACCAGACCCUGCUGCAGCACGAGAGCGUGCGGGCCGGGAGCCUGCAGGCGCCCUACACCACGGAGGACCUCAUCAAGCACUACAACUGCGGGGACCUCAACGCCGUCAUCUUCAACCAUGACACGUCCCAGCUGCCCAACUUUAUCAACACCACCCUCCCACCACACGAGCAGGUGACGGCCCAGGAGAUCGACAGCUACUUCCGCCAGGAGCUCAUCUACAAGAGGAAUGAGCGGAUGGGGAAGAGGGUCAUGGCGCUUCUGCAGGAGAACGAAGACAAGAUCUGCUUCUUCGCCUUCGGAGCAGGUCACUUUCUGGGGAACAACACCGUCAUCGACGUUCUCCGGCAAGCAGGGCUGGAAGUGGAGCACACGCCCGCGGGGCAGACCAUCCACAGCCUUGCCGCCCAGAGCCCAGUGCCCACUCUCGAGGGGACCUCUGCGAGCCCGGCCCCCGUGACCCCAGCCGCUGCCAUCCCCACAGCGCCCUCGGCGACCCCCACUGCCCCGCCCGAGGAGGAGGACCCAGCGCUGUCCCCGCAUCUCCUGCUCCCUGACAGCCUCAGCCAGCUGGAGGAGUUCGGGCGGCAGAAGAAGUGGCACAAGAGGCAGAAUAAACACCAGCGGCCGCGGCAGUUCAACGACCUCUGGGUCCGCCUCGAGGACAGCACCACGGCCUCGCCGCCCCCGCUGCCCCUGCAGCCCACGCCCAGCCCUGGGACCGCCAAGCCCCUCUUGCAGCUCUCCGACCAGCUCCAGCAGCAGGAAGAGCCGGGGCUCGCCAGCGCCUCUGCGCCCUGCCGCUUACGGCCCACCCUGGGCCUACUCCCGGCCAUGGCUGCCAGCAUCGCGGCGCCCCUCCUGCUGCACAGCCUCGGGCCCUCCUGACCUCGGCCACCCCGGGCGGAGAAGCCAGAGAAACCAUCAGAGGGUCUGCAGCCGCACCCCACUGCCCCUGCCACCACCUCCGGGGGUGCCUGACACCUCUCGGGCAGUCCAGACGGGAUCCGUUAGAAAACUAGAGCUUUAUUAUACCUGAGUUACAUCUUCUUUUUUGUAGAAGGAUCUUAAUUUCCCAUAGUGCUAUGGGGCUCUUUUGUAAAAUUUGUGUCCAUAUUAAAAAAGAAAAAUGUAUUUAUUCUACUGAUAAAA
This is a messenger RNA of Ceratotherium simum simum (southern white rhinoceros), 2268 nucleotides long. It is a transcript of the gene TRABD2B, whose product is annotated as TraB domain containing 2B. Gene Ontology annotation, cellular component: organelle membrane; plasma membrane. The record is from RefSeq and is a predicted model, not a curated record. Gene Ontology annotation, molecular function: Wnt-protein binding; metalloendopeptidase activity. Lineage: Eukaryota; Metazoa; Chordata; Mammalia; Perissodactyla; Rhinocerotidae. Gene Ontology annotation, biological process: negative regulation of Wnt signaling pathway.